AUGUCACUCAGCUACCUUGACCUUAUGGCGCGUCGUCGGGAUGCUUUGAGGCGGCAGACGCAGAGCCGAGUGGAUAGCGCAAGGUUGGGUGCUCGUAGGUUGACUGGGGACUCAGCAGUUUCUGGUGGAUUUACGGAUGGGUUGAACGAAGUAACAGCUGAGAUGACGCUGCAAGUGCGCCUGGUGACGGAGGCCAUGCUGUUCAACUCGGUGACAGUGCGUAUGGCUGACAUGACACAGGAGGCCUUCUUGUCACCUCUCUUGUCAUACUUCAUUGACGGGUUGGCGGCCAUCAUACCGUGCCCGAGGGAGAACAUUUUUAUUUUUAAUAUUCAGGACGACACGGACGUGGAGUCGCGCAUCCUGAAUGUGAGCUUCUCGGCCAAGCGGCCCGACGUGCCCGGCGAGGAGUUCUACGCGCCGCAGUUCCUCCGCGAGCGAGUGUAUCUCCACCGCGCCGACCUGGUCAAGCUCGCCACCGUGGAGGUCCUUCCCUUCGACGACACCCUCUGCGUCCGCGAGCCCUGCCUCAACUUCGAGGAGUGUCUGAAUGUGCUCAAGUUCGGCAAUGCUUCGGGUUUUAUAUCAUCCAAUAGCAUUCUUUUCCGUCCGAUUUAUCCGGUCAACACAUUUGCUUGCAGGUGCCCCAAGGGCUUCACCGGAAUGCGGGAACACUACGAGUGCGACACAGAGGUCAACCUCUGCUACAGCAACCCCUGCGGCAACCACGGCACCUGCAUGCGGAGGGAAGGAGGCUACACCUGCGUUUGUCUUCCGGAAUUCACAGGCAAAAAUUGCGAAGUAAACAUGCUGAGUGGCCCCUGUGUGGACGGCAUAUGCGUACAUGGCAGUAAAUGUACGGAGGAGGACGGGCGAAGUGGAAACGGGGCAGGAGGCUUCAAGUGCACCAACUGUACACGUUCGUUGUACCACACCUCCACGUGCGAGCUGCGGGCGAGGAGGUUCUCUCGAGGGGCUUUCCUGACCUUCCCGACUCUGAAGCAGCGACACAGGAUUCAUAUCAAGAUGAGCUUCGCCACGAGGGAGCGCGACGGCCUCCUCCUCUACAACGGUCGCUACAACGAGAAACACGACUUCGUGGCCCUGGAGGUGGUGGGCGGGGCCGUCAUGUUCUCCUUCAGCCUGGGCACCGCCACCACGAGGGUCACGGCCACGGUGCCCGGCGGCGUCGACGACGGAGACUGGCACACCGUCACCGUGGAUUACUAUAACAGGAGCGCCACCAUCAGCCUCGACCACUGCGACUCCGCGCUCGCCGUCCGCUUCGGCCACCAGAUCGGGGACUACCACUGCGCCAACACCACGGCUCAGAUUCUCGACCCGAGGUGUGCCAGCUUGACGGAGUCCUGUCAUAGGUUCUUGGACGUGACAGGGCCCCUUCAGAUAGGUGGCCUGCCCGCCCUCCCCACAACUUACCAGGUCAGCCAGCAGCACUUCCAUGGAUGCAUCCGCGAUCUCUAUGUCGACCAUAAGUUCAUCGAUUUGGAUUCAUACGUAGCAGAUAACGGCACUUACCCAGGCUGCCCCGAGAAGAACAGCUUUUGCCGCUCUCACCCGUGUCAGAACGGCGGCUCUUGCAGGGAGACCUUUGGCACCUUCGUCUGCACUUGCCCGACGGGCUGGGGCGGGAGGUACUGCUCUGAAGAGCUUGAGGUGGUGAAGCAGUUCACGGGCGAGGGCUUCCUGGUGGUGACGCCGCACUUGCAGUCCAUCAAACUACCGUGGAGCAACAGCCUCUCCUUCAGGACGCGAGAGCAGUUCGGUCUACUUGUCAUCACUGCCGUCGGACAGAACGCUAACAGUAUUAUUGAGCUGGUCGACGGCUUCAUCCAGUACCGCUACGAGAACACCACCAUGAAGCUGACGGAGACGCGCGUGGAUGACGGCCUGUGGCACAACGUGGAGGUGAAGUGGAUGAGCAGGGAGGUAUGGAUCAACCUGGAUUAUGGGAACUACGAGAUCACGCACUCGGUGGACUCGUGGGUGGCCGGGCUCUACAUCGGCAAGGUCUCGGUCGGGGGCGUCCAGCCCUCGGACCCCGCCAAGGUCACGGGCUUCAAGGGAUGCAUCAAGGAUGUCCGCGUGGGAAGCAACAAGAACAUCCUGGCGCACCCGACGCACGAGGGCGGCGCCCGCAACGGCUGCGUUGCCUCCGACCCCUGCACGUCGCGCCCGUGCCCCGCGAACUCGCAGUGCGUCAACACCUGGCAGGGUUACGAGUGCAAGUGCAACAAGGGCUUCUUCGGGGACAAGUGCGCGGACGUGUGCACGCUGAACCCGUGCAGCAACAACGCCACCUGCGUGCAUGACAUCCACUCCCCGAAAGGCUAUCGCUGCGAGUGCCCGACCUACAAGUUCUCUGGCGAGUACUGCGAGGUGGUGCUGGACCAGCCGUGCCCGACCAACUGGUGGGGUUACCCCGUCUGCGGCCCCUGCCACUGCGACGUCGACAAGGGCUACGACGGCGACUGUAACAAGACUAGCGGGGAAUGUCGGUGCGAGGAAAAUCACUACCAGCCGGAAGCCUCAGACGCCUGCUACGACUGCGACUGUUAUCUGGUGGGGUCGUAUGGGGGUUCAUGCGACCCUCUGACGGGCCAGUGUCGGUGUCGCCCCGGGGUCAUCGGUCGUCGCUGUGACCUUUGUGCAAACGCCUUCGCUCAGGUCACGAUUAGAGGCUGCGAAAUCGUGUACGACGGAUGCCCCAAGAAUUUCGACAUGAUCUGGUGGGAGCAGACGGCCUUCGACGGAAAGACGGUCCAGCCGUGUCCCGCAGGAGCUCAAGGGCAGGCCAGCAGGUCGUGCCACAAGGAAGUCGGAUGGGGAGCUCCGGACAUGUUCAACUGCGUGUCGGAUACUUUCAUCGAACUGAGGGAUCUGCUGCGGAGCCUCGAUAAUGAGGAGCUGGAGAUCACUACCUAUCUGGCCGUGAAGAUCUCCGAGGACCUCAACUACGCCUGCUCGAUCACGCCGUCCAUGUGGGGCUCGGACGUCCUCAUCGCCUCACGGCUUCUCAUCGUCCUCCUCGAGUACGAGGGUCACCAGGAGGGACUCAACCUGACUCACAGACAGGACCGCCACUACAUCCAGAACCUGGUGGAGUCAGCCAGCGUGAUCCUGCAGCCCCUGUACGCCGGCCACUGGCAGCGAAUCAACGGCCUCAACGGCUUCGGGGCCGACUCGCUCCUCACCAAGCUGGACGAGUACGUGGCAACGCUGGCCACCAACCAGGGCGACACAUAUACCACGCCCUUCGAAGUGCCCACCAAGCAAGUCGUGUUCGGGAUGGACACAGUCUCCGCCGACGAACUGUACGGCUAUAGUCGGUCUGGGUACGUAGCGGGGCACGAGGACCGCGUCGAGCACGUGAUUAUACCCGAGACUUCGUCCUUGGUGGACCGCCACUACCCGGGCAAGGGGGAGGCUUCGGUAAUCGUGCCCAAGUACAACAACUACCUGAAGAACCAGCAGCUAUGGGUCCACGACACGAACAUCAGGAUCCCCCUCUCGCUGCUCGGGAUCCCCAAUGUGGCGAAGGGCGAGACCUCGACGGGCGAGACCCUGGGCAGCCACCGCGCGGUCGUCAGCUACGUGGUGUUCCGCUCGCUUGGCCUCCUCCUCCCGGAGACCUACGACGGCGACGUAGAGCAGCGCUGGGGCGUCGGGCUGGCCGUCCGCUCGCCGGUGUUCACGGUGGCGGUGCACACGGAGCACGGGGGGCUCAUCAAGGACAAGCUGGGCGUCCAGGUGCGGCUGCGGUUCCGGGUGGGCCACGUCGGCCGCCGCUCCAACCCGCAGUGCGUCACGUGGGUCACCAAGCCCGACAGCAAAGAGGGCGUGUGGACCCGCGAGGGCUGCGUCACGAGCGCCGCCGAGCGAGGCUACGGGGAUUACGUCAACGACACCUUCAUCAACUGCACCUGCGACCACCUCUCCAGUUUUGCCGUCAUUCUGAACGACGCAGAAGCAGAGUUCCUUGCCGAGCCGUCCAUCGCCGAGGACGUGACGACCUACACCGGCCUCAUCCUGUCGCUGGUGCUGCUCCUCCUCGCCUUCAUCGCCUUCUGCCUCCUCCGCGGCGCCCAGACCAACUCGAACACGAUCCACAAGAACCUGACUGCUUGCAUCUUCAUUGUGCAGCUGCUUUUCCUCGCGGCUCUAAAGAUCAGGCAUAUUCUUGUGCAACAGGAGUUCCCUUGCAAAAUGGUAGCCAUCGGCCUCCACUACUUCUGGCUGUGCGUGUUCACGUGGCUGCUCAUCGAGGGCGUUCACCUGUACCGGAUGCUCACGGAGAUGCGCGACGUGAACCACGGCCAGAUGCGGUUCUACUACUCCUGCGGCUACGGGCUGCCCGCCAUCAUUGUGGGCCUGUCCGUGGGCGUGCGCGCCGACCAGUACGGGAACUACUUCUUCUGUUGGCUAAGCAUCUACGAGAACGUGGUGUGGGCCUUGGUGGGCCCGAUCUGCACCAUCGUCAUCAUCAUUCUGCUGGUGUUCGUCCUGGCCAUCCGCGCUUCCCUCACCCUCAAGGGACAUAUCGAAGGAUUCGGAAACCUCAGGACGCUGCUGUGGCUGGGCAUCCUGUUCCUGCCUCUCCUCGGGGCCACGUGGGUGCUGGCGGUCCUCUCGGUGUCAGAGGACCUCGAGAUCCUGCACUACUUCUUCUCGGUGUUCUCCCUGCUGACGGCCCUCUUCGUACUCGUAGGAUACUGCCUCCUCAACAGCCGUGUCAGGGACUCACUCUACUUCAUGUUCCUGGCCUGCACAGGGAGGAAGGUGCCCUACCAGGAGACCCUGAGCGUCGCGCGGCCGUCGCACUCCUCGCGUUCAGCCCUCACCUACAACGACGACUUCAACAUCCUGCGGCGCAACAUCGGCAUCUCCACGGCCAGCACGACCUCCCGCUCCACCUGCAAGACCUCCAGCUCGCCCUACAGUCGGAGCGAGGGCGUGGCGGUGGGCGGGCGGGUGGCCUCCUCCAGCACGCCCAGCAACUACAACUCCAACACGGAUAUCAACUCCCAGGCGCAUUCGGUCAAGUCGCCGUACGCGUACAACGACUCCACAAUGUUCCAUAGGAAACACGGCGGUCGAGGAGGAAGACGUCGAGAGAGCGAAAGCGAGAGCGAGCUGAGCCUCGACCACCGCUCGCUCGACCUCGCCUCCUCCCACUCGAGCGACGAGGACGACACCACGACCCACAACGGAACACUCAGGGUCAACGAACGACGCACCAAUCCGCCGCCCGUUCCUCCCAAACCAUCGAGUUAUCUGCCGAACAUCUACGACCUCGACACCACGGCGGAGGCGCUUCCCCCCGCCCCCCAUAGCAUGCCCGGGGGAGGUGGGGGAGGGCCGCCCUUAGGAGGGGGUCCGGGAGGAUCGCCUUUCCUGCACAACAUUCGUCCGCUCUUCGCCACUCGCUGGUCCUCGCAGCUGGACUCCACUUACCCCUACAAAGAGCACAACGUGCCGUCGCCUCUGUGGGCCAGCGAGAGGCUCUCCACCACCACCGCCUCAGACAACGAGAUGCAAGACAAGGCGGACAAUUUGAGAGUAGAGUCCCGUCCUUCCCUUGCUCGGUAUAUGGACCAGAACCGCGGCCGUUAUUCCCCCGCCGAGAACCAGUACGGCACGUACUCGCCCUCGAGCAAGCACCGCUUCUCGCCGGACCCGAAAAAGUUCUCGACGCUGGAUGCCCGACGAAACUCCCCGGACGCCCGCCGUUACUCUCCUGACGUGAGUGGGCGCCUAUAUCCAGGGCAAGUGCCUGAGGGGAGCCCGUACGCCCACGAGAGCCCCUACGCCCACAGCGGGCGGAGAAUCUCGCCGGAGAACCUUGUGGUAAGAACGGAGUCGCGCGCCAGCAGGUCGAGCGUGGACAGCAUGGACAAGAGGCGCUACUCGCCCACGCACCAGGCGCAGCAGCAGGCCGCAGGGACGCCCAGGAGCCAGAAGAGGUUCUUGCAUCAGCUGGCGGAAGACCCGAGUCCCGAGGCCCUCCCGGCACCGGUCGUGGGCGGCGGCGCGGGCGGGGAGAGCAGCGUGGAGGAGAACAACCUCAAUAUCUCGCCCUCAGACCCCCCUCAGUCGCCCUCCCCGCCCCCCAUCCUCCCCGCCGCCCUCAUGGCCACCCACAAGAUCCGCGCCAUCACGCUGGGGAUCUCAGACUCGGACAAAGACAGCACUGAAACCACCGUGUGACAACCCUCCCUCAUCGCUGCGCCUGACGGGACAACCAGACGAAGAAGUAUGAAGAGAGAACGGGAAGGGGAAAUUAAAACGAUAGAGGUGUAAACAGUAAACGGGAAAAAGUUUAAACAAAACGGAAAGGUGUAAACUGAGACCGGAAAAGUGCAAAGAGAAGGGGAAACAUUGUGAAGAGAAGCAGACAGGUUGAGAAAAAGAGAGCUGAAAAAAUGUGGAUAGAUAUGGCCGAUAUUGUCACGAAAUAUGUCACAAAUGUAUAGAUUUUCAAAGAUAUUUUUAUAUUUUACCUUUGUCUUUCAGUUAGAUCACUUUUUUCUGAUAGUGGUUUACAUUUUUGUGAUUUUGUCACCUAUAUGCAUUCGAAGUCAAUCCUCAGUUAUGGUUAGUUGUAUACAGAUCAUUUAUUAUAUAAUUUGAAAAGGAUAAGAAUACACACUGUAAAGGACGUGAUAAAAGUACAGUAGUCUCCCAUAUAGUGGACUUCAAAGAAAACGGAAACCCACCAAUCAUGGCAAUUUAUAUUACUAAGUCUUAUUGUGCUUCGCUUCCAAGACAUUCCUCCUUAGAGCUCUCGACGAAGAAACGAAAACAAAGGAUGAUACGACAGAACGCAAGUGGGCUUUUAGUCAAGUGGAGAGACGAUCGUGUUUUGCAAGAGAUGUUGAAAUGUCUAUAGAUCGUUACCGCUUAUAACCUGCAAGUUGCAAUGUAUUCUCGACGUGUCAUUCAUCUAUUGUGCGGUUUAUUAGUGUUGUGUAUACAAGUCACUCUUCAUCUUGCUUGUGUGAUUAACUUAAAAUAAAAUCUUUGUCCGACCCGCAGCCGAUAAUAUUUAAUAGACUUUAUUUAGAGAUAGGAACAGUAAUUUAUUUUACAAAUUACUUGUAGAUAUAUGUAUAGACGCAUCUUCCACUACGAUAAAAAGCUUAUUGUUGAAAGUGGAAAAUGAUGAGCGAAAAAACUAUAAAAUUGUUUCGUCCAUGAGUGAAAGGCGUUGGUUUUUGAGUGGUGAGAAAAAAUAUGAUAAACAAGGAAUAGAGGAGAAAAAGAAAAGAUUGAAUUUGUUAGUGAAAACCAAACGGGAUAAAACAAAAAGACUUAACGAUAAGGAACAUUUCCCUGGGACAAAUUGAAAUAAAAACCAGAAUUAGGACCACCAAGAGAAGUGCAAUGUCUGUAUGUAGGCCUACAAGUGAGGCUCUAUAGCCAGAGUGUGAGUAAAUGUGUCUGUGUAUGUGAGUACAAGCGGCCACCGCCAGAGAUACUACAGCAUGCUGCAUCAUCCCUGGUACAGUUCUGAGGCUUAACUUAUUUAUGUGUAUAUUCUCAGUGUACAUAGAAUGUGAGUGUGGAACUUUCAAUUUGUCUUCAAAGAUUUUUUUUAUACACGAUACAAUAGAAAAAAGACAUUUCUUCGAUGUAGGCCUUCAUAUAUAUAAAUUGAGUGUGUAGCACGUGGCAUUCAGAGUACAUGCCUGAUGGCCGUGCACGGAUAUUCCUCGUGCAGGCAGACUACCUGUUCAGAGUCCAUUGAACGCUGUACGAGAGGUGACCCAACUCGCGUGUUGUUCCUCCGAGCAACAGGGUCGCUUCGAAUGACCUCCGUUCAGCUCUGAGUGACCUGGGUUCACUCCACCUGGCCUCGGGUGAACCGCAGGUUGGGUUCGCGCGUUCGAACUGUAACUGUUCAUUUUGGUCUCAAUUUUGUUGUUGAUAUUCAAAGUCUUCGUUACACUGCACAUUCAUGUUUUUGUUGUAUUUGCUUGUGUAAUGUACAAGUUGUAUAUUGAUUUUUAUUUCAGUACAAAAAUCUCUUUAUGUGUAAAUAUCGGUGUAAAUAUUUUAAUAAAUGUAAAAUUGUCAACAA
Messenger RNA from Penaeus chinensis, 8098 nucleotides. It is a transcript of the gene stan, whose product is annotated as protocadherin-like wing polarity protein stan. The transcript is spliced from 33 exons. Lineage: Eukaryota; Metazoa; Arthropoda; Malacostraca; Decapoda; Penaeidae. Gene Ontology annotation, molecular function: calcium ion binding; G protein-coupled receptor activity. The record is from RefSeq and is a predicted model, not a curated record. Gene Ontology annotation, cellular component: membrane. Gene Ontology annotation, biological process: cell surface receptor signaling pathway; adenylate cyclase-activating G protein-coupled receptor signaling pathway. Bases 1 to 6225 code for a protein of 2074 amino acids.